This is a messenger RNA of Synchiropus splendidus (mandarinfish), 2375 nucleotides long. RefSeq names its product glycerol kinase-like. NCBI's taxonomy places the organism in Eukaryota, Metazoa, Chordata, Actinopteri, Syngnathiformes, Callionymidae. Gene Ontology annotation, molecular function: glycerol kinase activity. Gene Ontology annotation, cellular component: mitochondrion. Gene Ontology annotation, biological process: glycerol metabolic process; triglyceride metabolic process; glycerol-3-phosphate biosynthetic process. The transcript is spliced from 18 exons. The record is from RefSeq and is a predicted model, not a curated record. The coding region runs from base 63 to 1757 and encodes 564 amino acids.
GACCGCUGCCUCUUCUGACGCCGGUUCUUGCGCCGCACGCCUCUCCUCGCUCUCCGACUGACAUGGCCCCGCUGAUCGCCGCGAUCGACCAGGGCACCAGCUCCACCAGGUUCCUGGUUUUUAACGCCAAAAAUGCAGAACUGGUCUGUCAACAGCAGGUGGAGCUCCAGCAGAUGUUUCCCAAGGAGGGGUGGGUGGAGGAAGAUCCACGAGAGAUUCUUCAGUCAGUGUACACCUGCAUGCAGAGGGCGUGCGAGCAGCUGGGUCGGCUGCAUGUGGACGUCUCCUGCAUCAAAGCGGUGGGCGUGACCAACCAGAGGGAGACCACGGUGGUCUGGGACAGAGAGAGCGGGGAGCCGCUGUACAACGCUAUCGUCUGGCUGGACCUGCGGACGCAGUCCACCGUGGAGCGGCUCAUCAGCAAGACCCCGGGCAGGAACAAGAACCACCUGAGGAAGCAGACUGGUCUCCCCAUCAGCACCUACUUCAGCGCCGUGAAGCUCCGCUGGCUUCUGGACAACGUGGAAGAAGUGCGGGAGGCCGUGCGGAACGGGCGGGCCAUGUUCGGAACCGUGGACUCCUGGAUCAUCUGGUGUCUGACCGGCGGCAGGGAUGGGGGAACCCACUGCACGGACGUGACCAACGCCAGUCGCACCCUGCUAUUCAACAUCCACUCCAGGACGUGGGAUCCCGAGCUGUGCCGGUUCUUUGACGUGCCCAUGGACCUGCUGCCUCAAGUCAAGAGCUCCUCAGAAAUCUACGGCUGGGUGGUGCGUGCGUGCGCGCGCGUGCUCACGCACGUGUGUGUGUGUUGGGGCGGGGGUGAACCACAAUUUGAGCGUAAUUGGGCUCCAGUCUGGUCCUCACUAAGAAGUAGAGGGGUGUGUGAGUCCAUGUCACAUGAGCAGCUUCUCUUCCUGCAGAGCUCGGGGCCUCUGGCAGGAGUUCCAGUUUCGGGGUGCCUGGGCGACCAGUCGGCGGCGCUGGUGGGUCAGAUGUGCUUCCAGGAGGGUCAGGCCAAGAACACGUAUGGGACCGGCUGCUUCCUGCUGAGGAACACUGGCACCAAGCCGGUGAUGUCCAGCCACGGCCUGCUGACCACCCUGGCUUACCAGCUGGGCCCGGAGUCUCCACCCUGCUACGCCCUGGAGGGCUCAGUGGCCAUCGCUGGCGCAGUGGUCCGGUGGCUGAAGGACAACAUGGGCAUCAUUCAGUCAUCUGCAGAGAUUGAGAAACUGGCGGCGGCUGCUGGAUCCUCCUACGGCUGCUACUUUGUCCCCGCCUUCUCAGGCCUGUACGCACCCUACUGGGAGCCCAGCGCACGAGGCACCAUCUGUGGACUCACACAAUUCACCAACAAGAGCCACCUUGCGUUCGCCGCCCUGGAGGCCGUCUGCUUCCAAACGAAAGAGAUCCUGGAGGCCAUGAACCAGGACAGUGGAGUCCCUCUGAACACGCUGCAGGUGGAUGGAGGGAUGACAAGCAACAGGCUGUUGAUGCAGCUGCAGGCUGACAUCCUGGGCGUAUCUGUGGUUCGAGCCACGAUGUCGGAGACGACGGCUCUGGGAGCGGCCAUGGCAGCCGGUGCAGCCGAGGGCGUGGGUGUCUGGAGUCUGAGUGCUGGUGACCUUCCGCGCGUCCAGACGGAAAGAUAUGAGCCACAGAUCAACCUGGAAGAGUGCCAGUCCCGCUUUGCUCGCUGGAAGAAGGCGGUGCAGAAGUCCAUGAACUGGGAAGUCGCUGACAACGGUUCUUAGUGGCAUGACUGCACGUCUGUCUCUCCUGUGAGCUGGGUGAAGACACUUCUGGACCUGGACCGGCAUCAUGGCCUGGCCAGGCUGGUCUGUGUUCUGGGCCCUGGAAAUCAGAUGUGGACCGGGUCGGUGACCCACUUCAAUCAGCAUCCAACUGAAUGGAAAAGUUGCCAAGAGUUUUUAAUAAAGUAUUUGUGUGGUUGCACUGCUGAGUGGGUCAGGUGACGCGCGGAUCUGAGUCAUACUCUCUAGAGGAGCUUGAAGCGUCCGGUUUGAAAAGCCCCCAAACGGCGAUCUGGGCUAUCUAGAGAUGCAGCCAGACCAAAGUGAGGGCCUUCAUACGAGGAAUGUGGCCCAGGUUUCAUUCUAUCUAUCCACCACACAUGCAACACAGAGUCACCUGAGCAAGGUGUGGCGAUCACGUCCAUCACCGCCAGCCCCCUGCAGACCGAGACCUCACCAACGUCACCAGAGGAGCCUCUGGUCCCAGGCUGUGGAUGAAUGGAAGAACGUCUCAUUUUGACACAGCAGCAGCUGCUGCUUUUCUAAAUGUCCGGCCCUCAUUCCGCCUCCCUCUUCUCCACUCCACUCUCUCAAAGCUGGAUCAGCCACGAACUCCAG